CUGGAAAAAUAUUAUCAGCAGCUGGAAGAAGUGUGAAGGACGAAUGUAAAAACUUGGGUCCUAUAACCAUAGAUACGAUUGUACUGACAAAUAGCGGGAAUUUGAAAUGCAAUAAAAUCCUGCAUCUGAUUGGUCCAACAACCUCAGACGCCAUGGUGCCUGCACUCGAAAAAAUAUUAGAAGAAUGUGGAAAACACUCCAUUAAGACAGUAGCACUGCCAGCCAUCGGAACAGGAAAUGCUGGCAUCGACCUCAAUGAGUCAGUUAGUAGAACAAUAGAAGGUCUUAUUCAACAUUUUGAGAAGGUUGCACUUACGAGUCUCACAAAGAUCUGCAUCGUUGCUUUUAAAGACAAGGUUUACCAAGCAUAUUCUCAGGCAUUUAAAAACAUACAGCAAUCAGAUCCAUAUUCUGAAGACAACGAAGAAGAAAUGCCUAAUAACCCAUCGACAUGGACUGACAUGGGCACUGAUGAAUUUCAGACAGUUGAGCUUUCAAGGGAUUCAAUAGAAUUCAAGGAUGUUGAAAAUAAAUUCCUUGAAUCAAUUCAUACUUCAAAUUUUAAAGUGAUUAAGAUCAAAAGGGUGCAGAAUGUGAAACUGUGGAGAAGUUACUGUGUUCGACAAGCGUCUGUUAGAAUGCGUCUUCAGUAUGAGAAAAAUGAAAGACUCCUUUUUCAUGGCACCUGUCUGGAAUUUAUCCCACAGAUAAUCCAAUAUGGGUUUAACAGGAGUUAUUCUGGUAGAAAUGGUUUGGCUUAUGGACGUGGAACAUACUUUGCCCUAAAUGCAUCGUAUUCUUGUUGUGACACAUACUCUGCUCGUGAUAAAGAUGGGAACAAACAUGUCAUCCUGGCUGCUGUAAUCACUGGAACGUGGAGAAAGGGGAAACGCAACUAUAUAGAUGCACCACCAACUAAGGAAGACCCAGAAACACGUUGUGAUUGUGUAGUGGAUAAUGUCAAUAACCCCACAGUCUUUGUAAUCUUCUGUGAUGAUGGUGCCUAUCCCAAAUACAUAAUCACCUUUAAAUAGGCUACUGAGACUACUUAAAAGACCUUCUUCCACACUGCAGUGAUAAGUUAUAUUUAGGGGGGAGGUUUUAGGGGGGAAAAACCUUGUCAGUUAAAGGAACAGUAACACCAAUAAAUGAAAAUGUUUUAAAUGAAUGAAAAUAUAUUGU
Xenopus laevis (African clawed frog) is the source of this 1182-nucleotide messenger RNA. Its product is annotated as protein mono-ADP-ribosyltransferase PARP15. The transcript has 7 exons. Bases 153 to 1034 code for a protein of 293 amino acids. Lineage: Eukaryota; Metazoa; Chordata; Amphibia; Anura; Pipidae. The record is from RefSeq and is a predicted model, not a curated record.